This is a messenger RNA of Gossypium arboreum, 4342 nucleotides long. Its product is annotated as probable disease resistance protein At4g27220. Bases 362 to 4237 code for a protein of 1291 amino acids. NCBI's taxonomy places the organism in Eukaryota, Viridiplantae, Streptophyta, Magnoliopsida, Malvales, Malvaceae. The record is from RefSeq and is a predicted model, not a curated record. The transcript has 6 exons. Gene Ontology annotation, molecular function: ADP binding.
CCAAGUAGGCAAUACUUUAAUUACUACCAUAGGUUGUCAGGUUUUAUCUUUUUCAAUUUUGGAACAUUAACUCAAGUAGACUGAGCUUCGGAAAGAGCAAACCAGCAACUAAUUGAGUUUAGGGAUUGAGUUCUUCCAUCAAAACUAAGCAUAUUGAAAAAUCAGACUUUCUUCUUAAUUUGCAGUUCACAAAAGAUCAAUGAAAAAGAGGCUUUAAUGAAGUAGUAUUGGCCUUUUGAUGUUUUACAGCUACAAUCUACGAUCUGAAGGUAGUAGAGAGCUAAAAAAGCUGUAUUUGACUCUUGCGUUUACGUAUCCAAGUGGUGAUAACAGGAGAGAAACAUAGAGAUCAUCAAGAAAAAUGGCUGAACUUGUUGCCUCUGUUUCUUCCAACACCGUGGGAAACUUGGCAACGGAAUACGCUUCACCUUAUCUUAGCUACUUUUUCCGUUUUGGAAAAAUUGUUGAAGAAUUCAAAAAUCAACGUAAAGCACUUGAAUUGAAGAAAGAUAGUGUGAAAAAUGAUGUUGAUGCAGCUAUAAGGCAAACUGAGGCAAUCGAGAAGGAUGUUGAGGACUGGUUAACAAGGGCUGAAAAUGAAUUGGGAGUAACCCAGAUCCUGGAAGAUGAAAUAGGUCACAUCAACUGUUCCAAAUGGUGUCCUAAUUGGGGCUGGAGAUAUUGCUUAAGUAAGAAACUUGCGAAGAAGACUCUUCUUAUCUCUGAACUUUUAGAGACUUGUAACUUUUCACCAAUCGGCCGUCGUGCUCCUCUUCAAGGAAUAGAGUUCAUCACAUCUAAGGAUUUCAGGGAUUCUGAAUCUUCAAAAUCAGCUUUCAUCGGGAUCAUGGAGGCUAUAAAUGCUAACAUGAUUGGACUGUACGGAAUACCGGGAGUCGGGAAAGUUGUAGCCAAAGAAGUUGGGAAGCAUGCUCUAGAACAAAAGCUCUUUGAUAAAGUUGUGAUGUUUACCAUGUCCCAAAAUCCAAACAUCAACAAAAUUCAAGAUAAAGUUGCAGAUAUUUUUCGUUUAAAAUUUGAAACAAGUAGCCAAGAAGGAAAAGCAGAAGAGCUAUUCAGGAGUAUGCAAGGCGUGAACAAUAUCCUCGUAAUUUUUGAUGACGUUUGGGAAGAAUUUGAACCGGAGACCAUCGGAAUUCCAUUUGGUGUUGCACAUGAGGGUUGUAAAAUUCUUCUGACCACACGUCAUCAACAAGUUUGCACUAUAAUGAAUUGUCAGAAGAAAAUUCAACUUGGUAUCUUAUCUGAAGUUGAAGCAUGGACUUUGUUCAAAGAUAAUGCUGGUGUUGAUGAUGGGCCUUCCUCCUUGAAUGAUGUAGCCAAAGAGGUUGCUAGGGAAUGCAAGGGCUUGCCUCUUGCACUCGUAACUGUGGCAAAAGCUCUGAAGGGUGAAAGUCUAGAUGGGUGGAGAGCCGCAAAUCAAAGACUCAAGGACUCAAGGCAUUUGGAUAAUGAAGAAGUUUUUGGAGGUGUCUACAGUCCUCUUAAACUUAGCUACGAUUAUCUGAAGAAAAACAAUAGCCAAACAACUGAAAAUGACAUCCAAUCGUGUUUCUUGUUGUGUUCCCUUUUUCCUGAAGAUGAUGAAAUCCUUAUUGAGAUAUUGAUUAUGUGCGGAAUUGGUGUGGGGUUGUUCUCUCAUAUUUGCUUAAUUGAAGAUAAAAGAAGGGAAAUUGGUGUAGCACUGACAAAACUCCAAAAAUCUGGCCUUUUAUUGGAAACUGAUAAUGCAGAAACCGUGAGAAUGCAUGAUGUUGUUCGAGAUUUUGCUCAUUGGCUAAAAUCAAUGGGAGAAAAUAGAUUCAUGGUACAAGAUGAGUUGAAAGAAUGGCCUCAUAUGGUUGAAAAUUUUGGAUGUUAUACUGGAAUCGCUUUAUGGAACUGCAGUAGUCACAUAGAUAAUUUUCCAGAUAAAGCGAAACUUUCAAAGCUUAAGAUUUUGGUUGUGAGUGGAAAGGAAAUACUAAGAGUUUCUAGUACAUUUUUUGAAGAAAUGAAAUCCCUUCAUGUUCUAAUUCUCAUAGAUGUAAAUUUCUCACUAGAAGGACUCCAAUCCUUAACAAAUCUUCGAACUCUGUGCUGUAUAGAUUGUAAGCCAGAGAACUUAUCAUCACUGACACAUAUGAGAAACCUUGAGAUUCUUGCAUUGUUUGGCACUAAUACUGAUGAGAUACUUGAAGAUUUAGUGGAAUUGUCUACACUGAAAUCAUUAUAUCUUUCACAUGAUGAAGAGCAACAAAUCAAUUUCCCCCCCAACUUGCUAUCAAGAUUGACAUUACUGCAAGAGCUACAUGUGACAAGUGAAAAUAAUAUCAACUUAUUGGAGUUGAAUUCAUUAUCUCGUUUGACUGCACUAUCACUUACAGUUUCUGCUGAACAAGGUUUUCAAGAGAAUUUUAUGUUCCCUAAACUACAAAGGAACAAUAUUGUUGUAAAUGGCUAUUUUGGAUAUUUAAGGGGUUUAACCUUUAGAACCUUGAAAAUUAAUAAUCUGCCAUCAUUAUUGAGUGCAUUUAAGGAUCUGUUUUGCAAUGUGGAAAAGUUGAGCCUGGAGAAUGUCGAUGGAGAAAAGAACAUUAUCCCAAACUUAUGUAAAAAGAGAGUAAAUGAGUUGACUUCUCUUUGGCUUAAAUCUUGCGAGGAUAUGGAAUUCUUGAUUGACAUAACAGGAGAACAAGGGUCCAGUGUAGCAUUAUCUAAUUUGGUGGAAGUGGAUAUACGAAAUAUGAAUUGUUUGAAAGAGUUGUGCCAUGGUCCACCUCCGACUGGUUUCUUGCGAAAUCUUGAAGAAGUGAGCAUUGAACAUUGUAAGCGUUUACAAGUGGUUUUUCAAAUGAAUAAGAUUUCUGAAAAAGUUGAAAGUCAGGCACCACUGCUCUCAAGGUUAACAAUCUUGAAGUUGUAUUCAUUACCGGAGUUGGAGAGCAUAUGGAAUUUAGAGUCAUCCCAUCAUGAGAUUGCGAGCCUCCGAAGUUUAAAGGUUGUUAGAAUUGGAGAUUGCAGUAAACUGAAAACAAUCUUCUCUCCUUACCUUGCUCUAAGUAUGCUACAUCUACAGGAACUGUACAUAGACUGCUGUGAUGGAUUAGAGCAAAUCAUCAGUUUUGCCCAAGAAGAUGAGAAUCACUAUUCUCUAUGUUGGCCAAAAUGGAAAACUCUUUGGAUCGAAAAUUGUCGAUCAUUGAAAUAUGUGUUUCCAGAUACUUUAUCUCAAGCACUUCCACAGUUGGAAUGUGUUUACCUAAAGAACUGUCCUCAUUUGAUGCUAAUCUACGAUCAGACAGAAGGAAAGGAUGUAACUGGCAAUCACAUUUUGCUCAAUGUGCCGUUUUUGCGAAACUUAUCAGUGAUAAAUUGUCCCCAAUUGACAUGCUUUGUUGUUCAAGCUCAACUGGAGAAAUUAUAUCUUAGUAACGUGACAUGCCGACAAUUGUGUCACAUUGAUGUCCUCACAUUGAAUCAAGACUAUAUAAUAGUUGGGGAUCAUGAAGAGGUAUUUCAGGUUCAAGGUGGGCACUUAUUCUCAAGCUUACAAGAACUACACUUAGAGUGUUUAUCUAAAGUGCAAAUUAUAUGGAAGGAUGUUGCUCAAGUUGUAACCCUACAAAACCUUACAACUCUGGAGAUUAUUGAUUGCAAGAAGCUAAGAUAUAUAUUUUCACCUACAACAGUUUGCAGUUUAUCACAAUUGGUCAGUCUACAAAUCAAGGGAUGUGAGGAAUUGGAGCGAAUCAUUUUACCCAAGGAUCAAGUUUCUUCAUCAUCUCAUGGUGAUAUUGGUCUUCAACCUAUAAGCUUUCCUAAUUUGGCUACAGUUUCUGUUACGAAUUGCGAAAACUUGAAAACUCUUUUUCCUCUUGGAUUUGUCAGUUCUCCUCACCAACUUAAAUAUCUCGUGGUUAAACAAAACCCGAAAUUGGCACAAGUAUUUGAAGUAGAAGAUGGAAGGGAAGUGACAACCAAGAAAGAGAUAAAGUUUGAUAAAUUAGAACGAUUAGCACUUGAAGAACUGGCUUGCCUCGUUGAGCUUUGUCCUAAAGGAUAUCAUUUUGUGUUUUCGGCUUUGACCUUUUUGAUCGUAAGAGAAUGUCCCAACAUGACUACAGGCUUCUUCAUUGAUUCAAACCAUUUUGUGCAUUCCAAGAAAAUAGAGGUAUACACCUUGCAAUCCUUAAUGCUAUUUAAGCCCAUGGCGUUUAUAAUAACAAGCUUGUAAGCAAACUGAAGCAUAUGUAUCUUUUUUUUCUUGCCCUUAUGACACUAAUAUGAGAUACUUAUUUUUGUUUUACAUUAAACUUUUAUUAAUGAUUUAUAAAGGCAA